AUGGCGGUCCUGCUGGAGACGUCGGUCGGGGACCUCGUGAUCGACCUGUUCGUGGACGAGUGUCCAAAGGCCGCGAAGAACUUCCUGAAGCUCUGCAAGAUCAAGUACUACAACAACACGAUCUUCCACAAUGUACAGAAGGACUUCUUGGUCCAGGCGGGGGACCCGACCGGCACGGGCAAGGGCGGCGAGUCUGUGUUCGGCGUUCUGUACGGCGAGCAGGCGCGGUACUUCGAGGACGAGAUCCACGACAGUUUGCGCCACAGCAAGCGCGGCCUCGUCGGCAUGGCGAGCGCUGGGCAGGACAAGAAUGGCUCCCAGUUUUACAUCACGACGGGGGCGCCCUGCACGUCCCUGGACGGCCGGAGGACUCUCUUCGGGGAGGUCUCCGAGGGCCUCGACGUCCUGGCCAAGAUCAACGAGGCGUACUGCGACGGCAACGGCAAGCCGUUUCAAAACAUUCGCGUGCGACACACCAUCGUGCUGGACGACCCCUUCGACGACCCAAAGGGCCUCGAAAGCCACGUUCCCGACAGCUCCCCGGCGCCCAUCGUCGACCCGGGCGACCGGCUGGAGGAGGACUGGGCGCCGGACCGCGAGGAGCGCGACCCGGAGGAGCAGGAGGAGGCAACGCGCAAAGCGGAGGCGGCGGGGCGCGCGGUGGUGCUGGAGAUGAUCGGGGACUUGCCGGACGCGGACGUGAAGCCGCCGUCGAACGUGCUCUUCGUGUGCAAGCUCAACCCGGUCACGAACGACGAAGACCUGGAAAUCAUAUUUGCGCGGUUUGGCAAAGUGACCGACUGCCAGGUCAUCCGGGACGCGAAGACGGGCGACUCGCUGAGCUACGCGUUCAUCGGCUUCGAGGACGACGCGGCGGCGGAGGAGGCGUACUUCAAGAUGAACAACUGCCUGAUUGAUGACCGGCGCAUCAAAGUCGACUUCAGUCAGUCUGUGGCGAAGCUGUGGCGCCAGUUCAAGCGGCACGGCGCGCGCGGUACGCGGGACAUGCAGGCCGAGGCGGCGGCGCACCAGGACGGGCCGGGGCAGGGCCGUCCCGCGCGCGGGGGGGGUCCGGGUAUGAUUGGGGGUCUCGAGCUGCGUCAGGGGGCGUUCGCGGGGAUGGCCGGGCCGCGGCUCGGCGCGGCGUAUCGGGGCGGUGGGGAGCGGGAGCGGGAGCGGGAGCGGGAGCGUGGGCGGAGCCCGGAAGGGGGCCGCGAACGGGACGGUGCGCGGGGGGAGGAGCGUGGGCGGCGCGGGGAGCGAGAGCGCGGGCGCGACGACGGUCGGCGGCGCAGCAGGGACCGCGAACACCGCGACAGGGACAGGGAUCGAGGCCGUCGGGACCGCGACCGUGAGAGGGACAGGGGGAGCGACCGCGAUCGGCGGAGGUCGCGGGAGCGGGACCGUCACCGGCGGUAG
Molecule: messenger RNA, 1419 nt
Organism: Pedinophyceae sp. YPF-701
Lineage: Eukaryota; Viridiplantae; Chlorophyta; Pedinophyceae
Source: the annotation of a GenBank genome assembly